ACACACACACACACACACACACACACACACGCGCGCAUACAUCAAGCCUAGUAGUUCGUUUUUCUUUUUUCCCCUUAAGUUAUGAUUCAACACGCACACGCGGUCGUGCACGGCAAGUCGACGUGGGCUGAGGUCUGAGAGCCGUGCAUGGAACAGCUGGUACCCAUCUGUGGCUUCUGCUUUUCCUGCUCUCGCAGCCGCUGUGCUGCCCCGAGUCGCUCCAGAGACGGAGCCCGUGAUUCGUAGCCUCCAACAUCUGAUCAAAGACGCACGUCUACCGGCAGAGUACAGGGAGUCAUAGCGCUUAAUACAUCAACACCGGUGACAUGACGGCGUCAGAUUUACUUUCGGGUAUCGACGUGGAUGCGCUGAUGGCAUGGGCAGCCACGAACCCGGCUGUGACCCGGCUGCUCUGGGUCCUGGUCCUGGUCUUGGCCACUCUGCUGGUCUGGGCGCUGUUCUUCUGCUGCUACGCCCGGAGCCGCGGCUCCUCGCCGGCGCUGGAGAGGUACCUGGAAGUUAUGGUGAACCAGUCCAAGGCAAAGAGUUCACGCCAGAAAAAGAAGAAGACGAAAGAGAAGCAUGUUGCCUUUCUCCUAGAUGAAGAAGACAAGGCGGAGGAGGCUGUCGUCUCUAAACAGGAAGCAGUCACCUCUAGACAGGAAGUUGUCCCCACUGGACAGGACGUGGUCGUACCCUCUGGACAGCAGGAAGCUCCAGGUCCUGGACUGAGGAAGAGGAAGAGACGAGGCAAUAAAGCCGGAAUGGAAAAGAUGGCCGUCGAUGACACGGAAAAGGCCGGGGCGACCCCCCCCCAGCCCAUGGAGGAGUGGACGGGGCGUUCCGAGCGCCGGCCCCUGGUGCGGGCGGCGUCCGAGGAGAGCUCCUGCGGCCUCGACCGGAGCGGCGGCGGCGGCGGCGGCCUGGAGCGCGGCGGCGCCGUCAGCUCGUCCCCGGUGCGCGGGGACACCCUGCCCUGGAACCUGCCCAAGCACCACCGCAUCAAGCGCUCCAAGUCGGCCUCCGGGGACGUCCUGGACGCCGCGGAGAGGGCCGUCUACCGCAUCGCAGGAAUGGAUCUAACGGUGGUGAGGGUGUUUGACUCCCAGCAAAACGGUACUGGGUUCGAUUCCCAGUGUCCUUGUUCCUGUGAAUGACACACAUCUGAGUUCACUGUAAGUCGCUUUGAAAAAAGAAAAAGCGUCUGAAUCUAAAUAACCAGAGUUGCAGUUCUCUGGUUCCCAUCAUGUCCACUCGGCCCCUCUUGGUUCAGAGGUCAAAGGAAGAAAUUCCCUUACGCGACUGUUUUUACAGAAAGAAGAAGAAGUAAAAAAACGGAAGCAAGAAAACAUGAAAGGUCCCAAAUAUCCCCUCUCUUAAUAAUGAAUCCACCUGCUUGCCCGCCUCCAGUCAAGGUUCAAGGAUGACCCCCCCGUCUUAAACACCUGGUGUUGGAAAUCCUGAAGCUAAACCCAAUAAUCGAACAAACCGCCGUUUGCAGAGUCAGCUGAAACAUUCCUCCUGCUCUUGUUGUGUAACGUGUCAGUUAUGUGUGAGAGACAUUUUACCGGCGCCGGCAAUGUUUGGUAUUUGAGUUGAGUGACCUUUGUAGAAAAGGGAAUGGGCUUUCAAAGGGUCUAGUUUGACUGUAGGUCAUGGGGAGGUAAUACCCCUCCUUAGGCACAUCUGCACAUCCAGGACUCAUCUGUCAUUACUUUGUUGGAGACACCAGGGCCAUGACACCCUCGGGCUACACCUUAAGGCUACACCUUUAUGCUACGUCUUUAGGCUGCA
Messenger RNA from Gadus macrocephalus (Pacific cod), 1794 nucleotides. RefSeq lists its product as uncharacterized. Bases 327 to 1157 code for a protein of 276 amino acids. The transcript has 5 exons. Lineage: Eukaryota; Metazoa; Chordata; Actinopteri; Gadiformes; Gadidae. The record is from RefSeq and is a predicted model, not a curated record.